Drosophila serrata is the source of this 863-nucleotide messenger RNA. RefSeq lists its product as uncharacterized. Lineage: Eukaryota; Metazoa; Arthropoda; Insecta; Diptera; Drosophilidae. The record is from RefSeq and is a predicted model, not a curated record.
CCAUCACAAUAUUUAACUUGGCCUCCUGACGGCGGCUCAUUUGGGUUUCACGCGCCGACAGAACCAGCUAGAGGAACCGUAGGAGUAGGAGGCGGAGUACCCGGUAGCCAGAAUCCCAGUCCAGAGACAGAAACGUAUUCCGAGACACAUGUUGUCAUGUUGACAACCAGUGCAAGGGAGUGGGCGUCAUUGAUGGCGCUGUGCCUGCUACUGCUACUGCUCCUGUCCCGGAUGAGGGAAGGGGACACCGCCUCGGUCACCUGGGGCCAUGUCGGCAAAUAUGCCAGCCCGUUGCUCACCGAGGAUGUUUACCUGACGCCAUCGGCCCCCGGCUGGGAUCUCGUCUACGGCUCGCAGAAUGCCAGCGAUAACUACCGGAUUACGGGUAUCCAUGUAGAGGACCUGAACGACAGUGGAGCCGAGGCACACCUCACCGCCGGCGGCAUUGGCCAGAAGUUUGUGGUCUUGCGUUGCCAGAGGAACCAGUCGUGGAGCACUGGGCAUCCAGCUCAUCUGGAAGUGGCCAUCUAUGGCCUGGACUUGCAAUAAAUACAGCAAUGUGUGUAUAUUGUUGUGUGUUACGGGACUAAGCACUCUUCGUGAACUCAAAAGUUGUAAAUAACAAUUAGUGUAGAAAAUUGUGGGGAAAAGAUAACAACAUUGAGGGAGGUGCAGACUAAAAAAAUUACCUACAUUUCUGCAUUUCAAUUUAUUAUAGCCUUUAUUAGUCUUUACUUGCUAUUUUUAAUGUCAGAUUUAUAUAAGAUUUUCUAUUUAUUUUCAUUUAGUUAAUUAAACUCUGAAAGCACUAUAUAUGCAUAUAUCUAAGGCAAUAAAUUAGAUGAAGAAACUUGGUAACACAA